Messenger RNA from Aspergillus mulundensis, 1155 nucleotides. RefSeq lists its product as uncharacterized. Gene Ontology annotation, molecular function: oxidoreductase activity. The transcript is spliced from 5 exons. NCBI's taxonomy places the organism in Eukaryota, Fungi, Ascomycota, Eurotiomycetes, Eurotiales, Aspergillaceae. The record is from RefSeq and is a predicted model, not a curated record. Bases 1 to 1155 code for a protein of 384 amino acids.
AUGUCUUUCUGGAAUUUCGCACCCGAGCCCAAGACCCGUCUAGGGUAUCAUCGGAUCCUCUCCCCAACUGCGGGCAUCAAAGUAUCUCCUCUAUGCCUGGGAGGAAUGAAUUUCGGCGAAGGCUGGGAGCACUUCAUGGGAAAGUGCAGUAAAGAGGAAGCAUUCGCCUUGAUGGAUGAGUUCUAUCGGAUGGGUGGCAAUUUCAUCGAUACCGCCAACAACUACCAAGAAGGUGACUCAGAGCGAUGGAUCGGGGAGUGGAUGGAGUCCCGUGAGAAUCGAGAUCAGAUUGUGAUCGCUACCAAGUACACAACUGGAUUCCGUGACUCGCAUUUCGACACUGAACGGAUCCAGACCAAUUUUGUUGGAAACUCAAUGAAAUCCCUUCAGGUCUCGGCCAAGCACAGUCUGAAGCAUCUACGCACCGAUUACAUUGACCUGCUCUAUGUGCAUUGGUGGGACUUUACCACUGGCGUUGAGGAGGUCAUGCAUGGCCUCAAUGCCCUCAUCACAGCAGGCAAAGUGCUCUAUCUAGGCGUGUCAGAUACGCCGGCCUGGGUUGUUGUCAAGGCGAAUGACUACGCCCGUGCUAACGGUCUGCGCCCUUUCUCUGUGUACCAAGGCCUGUGGAACCCGUUGCGUCGGGAUAUGGAGAGUGAGAUCAUCCCUAUGUGCCGAGACCAAGGCAUGGGUAUAGCCCCGUGGGGUCCUCUUGCUCAAGGCAAGUUGAAGACUGCUGAAGCUCGGGAGCUUACGGGCGGAGGCCGGUCCGAUGGGGACAUGUCGGAGGACGAGAUUCGUGUGUCAGAUGCUCUGGAUGAGGUUGCGAAGAGCAAGAACACGACUCUUCCAGCGGUGGCCCUUGCAUAUCUGCUCCACAAGACACCGUACGUGUUUCCGAUCAUCGGGCAGAGAAAGCUCGAGCAUCUGAAAGCCAACGUGGAAGCUCUUGGAAUUGAGUUGACCAGGGAGGAUAUGGACAAGAUUGAUACGGCGGUGCCAUUCAAACCAGGAUUCCCGAUGGACUUCAUCUUCCACGGCAAGUAUGACUUGACCCUAACUGCUGCCGAUGUGCCCUUGACGCGGAAGGCGGGCCACAUUGAAGCACCCCCUCACCAGGGCAUAAUCCCCGCAAAGAAGACGUCGCAGAAUUAG